This is a messenger RNA of Cryphonectria parasitica EP155, 4446 nucleotides long. RefSeq lists its product as uncharacterized. Gene Ontology annotation, molecular function: guanyl-nucleotide exchange factor activity. The transcript has 4 exons. The coding region runs from base 1 to 4446 and encodes 1481 amino acids. Gene Ontology annotation, biological process: regulation of ARF protein signal transduction. The record is from RefSeq and is a predicted model, not a curated record. Lineage: Eukaryota; Fungi; Ascomycota; Sordariomycetes; Diaporthales; Cryphonectriaceae.
AUGCCGUUCCUUCGCAACAAGCGUGGCAACUUGGCCAGCCAGUCUGAGUUGCGCAGGUCAACAGUCCUUCCAGACGAGUUCAGUCUGGGCCCCGGAGAUCCGGUCCUGCGGACAGUGACCUCCAACAUCGACCUGCCCACGCUCCGCCUCUCUCCCUCCCAUCUCGAUGCUGACGUGGGUGCUGCUGCUGAUGCAGCCGCCGCCGCCGCCCUGAACGGCUCGACUCCUUCGAUACCUGCUCCUCCCGUCACACCUCCACAUGACAACCGUCCCGACUCGCCCCCAAUCCAGGACGAGAACACAAAACACAAGCGCUUCUCCAUGUUGAGGUUUCGCAAUGCCUCGGAUUCUCAGCUGUCAGCCCGGGCCAAAAAGCAGGCUCAUGCUCACGCUGACGAAUCCGCGCCCCCGUUACCACGGGCACCGCCCGAGAUCAUCACCACGGCUCCGACCGUCGACUUCCACACCGUGCCCAGAAAACAAUCGAGAAUGUUUGCGCGCCUGACGAGACGCUCUGGCGAGGAGCUGCGCACAGAACAGGCGCCUGCUGCGCAGGUCCUCUCCAAGAAGGACAGGAGGAAGUCGUAUGUACCAGGGGCAUACUCCACCGGCAAGAAGUCCAUCAGCAUCGAGGAGCCGGACGUGCAGAGGCCCAAGUCGUCCAACGCACAUCCUGGCCAUAUCCGCAGCGACGAGCCACCCCCUCCAUUACCACUGCCCGGCAGCAGACUGUCCGAGUCGUCCAGGUCCGAGGAGAGCUCUGCGGGUCGCGCCUACACCAAUACGCCAACGAGCACCUCCAACUCGUCGAGUACGAAUAAUUUCUUCCGUCUGCGGCGAAAGCCGAAACAGCCUGAACCGCUGUUCCCUUUCGCCCACCUGCAGAGACAGCGCAGCCACGACCAGAGCGCAUCGUCGAAUCCAUCCCUAACACCCUCCACGCCCGCCCGCCAGAGCACUUCCUCUACGGCCUCGGCCUUUUCUACUCAACAUACUCCAGUCCCCCGCACCUCAACCGCCGGAGAUGGCGUGACGACACCGCCAGCCGUCUCCCCCGGCAGGGGAGUAUACCAGAAGCAAAAUGCUUCGCCUGCAACGGCGCUGUUCAGACCGCUCUCUCGGAACAGUGGCACCUCAUCACCGACGAGGCCGCAUCUGAAUCUCAGGGGUAGAUCGUCCACAAUGAGUUCACUGGGCCGAGAAUCACUCGAUGACCGACUCGGGCCGCCGCAGUCACGAGCUUCCACCUCGACAACGGGUCGCAAGAGCUUUGGUGACUUGUUGGGGAUCAGCAGGCUACGGGGCCCCGAAUCUGCACGCCAGGGAAACGGCACGCCAGCAACGCCAGGGUCGAACACUUCCAAGGACAACUCGCUCAACAUACAGCGAGAGUCAGUCGUGCUGCCCGAGAAGCGAGAGGACGAGAACCCAGGGAGGUAUCUGGAGCGGCUCGAGGAUAUUGCCAGCCGCAGCAUGAUUGCUGCGGCGAUCGCCAAAUCUGCGGACGCGUUCCAUCUCGCCGUCCUCCGCAGUUUUAUGCGCAGGUUUGGGUUCUUCGGUGACCCCAUGGACAUGGCCAUCCGGAAGCUGCUCAUGUCGGCGGAGCUGCCCAAGGAGACGCAGCAUAUUGACCGUUUCCUGCAGGCGUUUGCAAAUCGAUACCACGAGUGCAAUCCUGGCAUCUACGCAAACCCGGAGCAGGCCUACUUCAUAGCAUUCUCCCUGCUCAUCUUGCAUACUGAUGUCUUCAACAAGAACAACAAGCACAAGAUGCAGAAGCACGACUACAUCAAGAACACCAAGGGGGAGGGCAUUGCAGACGAGGUCCUCGAGGUCUUCUAUGACAACAUCACCUACACACCAUUUAUACACGUCGAGGACGAGCUCGACAUCACCGGGGAUCGGGCCUCCAGCCACAAGUCUUCCAAGAAGAAAUCUGUCCUCCCGAUCCCUACUGCCCCGGAGGCCGCGCUGAAAAAGGCGGCCAAGGAGCCGAUUGACCCGUACACCAUCAUCCUCGACAACAGGCUCGAUAUUUUGCGACCAAACUUCAAGGAUGUGAUGCACUUGGACGAUCAUUUCAACUACGUGGGGACCGCUCCGAGCCUCAAUCUCAAAGAGCUGCAGAAGACCUUUUUUAGGACAGGGAUCCUCCAGAUCGUCUCGGCAAGAUCACGUCCUGAUGCCUUCAUGUCGGAGAAGACGGCGACGAAUCCCGCCGAGGCCCAGCCGGGCGUUGUCGAUAUCAAGGUCACCAAGGUCGGCCUGCUGUGGCGCAAGGAUGCGAAGAAGAAGAAGACCAGGUCGCCCUGGCAGGAAUGGGGCGCGAUCCUCACCGGUGCCCAGCUCUACUUCUUCCGCAAUACGGCCUGGGUCAAGCACCUCAUGCACCAGUACGAAUCACACAUCAAACAAGGCCACGAUGGAAUUCCGAUCAUAUUCAAGCCGCCGCUGGAAAGCUUCAAGCCCGACGCCCUGAUGUCUACCGACGGAGCAGUCGCUCUGCUGGACUCAACGUAUAGAAAACACAAACACGCUUUUGUCUACGUGCGGCACGGCGGCCUGGAAGAGGUUCUACUUGCCGAUGAUGAAGAUGAAAUGAACGACUGGCUGGCGAAGCUCAACUACGCGGCUGCCUUCAGGACGAACGGUGUCCGCAUGCGCGGUGUGAUGAACGGAACCUAUGACGGACAAGGCCGCAGAGCACUGAAAAAGGAUACGGAAGCAGUGCAGACACCCUCUGGGGAGGUGAUGAUAGCCCGCGCCAAGGUUGACCAGCAGAUGGCCAACGAUAUCCUGUUUGCGCGUCGCGAGAUGAUGCUGCACAAGGUGGCCGAGGCCAACGAGAAGCUCCAGGAGGAAGAGAAGAAGCUCGACGGCCAGCUGAGGAAUGCUCGCCACCUCCAGCUCCUGGCGCCCAUUCAGCCCAAGACACGGGAUUCGAUGCUCAUGGCUGCCGCCCGCAUGGCGGCACAGCUGAAGUGGACCCGGGUCGAGAUCUGGAGGCUCAAGUGCCACCGCGACAUCAUGCUGUUGGAUCUUGAGGAAGAGCGACAGAUGUUGGGGCUCCCAGCCGGUCCCAUCUCCGAAGCUGUCAGUCCGACCAAGCCAGCGUUGGGCCGUGAGGUGUCGAAAACGUCCAAGGCCAGCAGUGGCACCGUCAUGCCAAGCCCUCUUGUGCCUGUCGCGGCCAACUCGCAGCGCGGUCAGGCGGCCGAGGCCGCAGAAGCUUCCUCAGACGAUGAGUCGGUUGACAACGAGACGUUCCAGACACCACCGACAAGCGCCGGGCAACCGCCUCUUCACAAGCACCAGAAUUCUUGGGAGCUUCCGUCCCACAAUCACGAGUCGACUAGGAAGGCUUCUGUGUCCAGUGCUAAGUCAUCCCGGCAAUCCAUUCCCGUCACGCCACCGCGAACUGCCGCCACUUCGAGCUCCGCACCGGAGCAUGCUGCCACCGAUGAUGCUCACCCUGAAGAGGAUGCCAACGAACGGGAUCUCCUGGAGAAGACGGGUCUGCUCGGCAAAGAGAUCACCCUGAGCCCUGAGAAUGUUGACAAGACGAGGACGCAGGACUCUGAACAGACGCCAGAGUACGGCCCGCACAGCAACUCGCUCGACAAGGACAAGAGUGAUAAGAACAAGAUUCGGCGUAGCUUGCAGCGCACUCUUAGAGAGGGUGCUGGCCAUCUGUCACAUGCUCGCAGCCGUAAAGGAAAGGAGCCUGCCGCCAGCAGUGUCACGGAUGAAACCGAGGCAGAGACGCUCACGCGGGCUGCCGGACCUUUUGUCGUGCACGGCAAGAAGGCGUCGGUCAUCACGUUCGGCUCCGAGCUCCAGAGCCUGUCGCCAGACGAGCGUCUCCGCGCACGGAAGUCGUCGCAGAUGGAGGACACGAUCAUUAAUGGCGACGUUCCCGAGGAGACCACGGCAUCAUGCGGCAGUGGAAGCGGUAACGGUGACUUCCGGGUGUUCCUGCUCUCGGGCCCCAAAAGCGCUCCCGCUGAACACCGCUCCUCUGCAGCCAGCGCGAGCACGGCGACGGCCAGGAGCUUCAGGGAGCUGCACAGGAAGUACUCCUCGGCAGCAGCGAGGCACUCAACUUCUGCUGGCAAUCUCGCCCUCAGCCUUGUCGUGCCUGGCGACGAGGACAGUGACGCGGCUGUCAGCUUCUCCGACGGCAGACGCAGUCCAUUGCCAGUAGAGGAGGUUGAGGAAGAGGAAGAAGAAAUACCAGAGGACCCUCGUCCUGAGGCCGAGAAGUUGGACGGCGAAGAGAAAGGAGACGAUCAAGCCGAGGAGCCAAUCGAAAGUGCAACGAUAAAGCCCGCGCGUGAGACGCUCUUCUUCACUCCCGAGCCGCCUGCAUCGCCAAAGGCUGAGCCGUCCGGCGCCGAGGAGAGCAGAGAAGGGGUGCCAAGCCCGACCGUGCCCGUGUCUGCUUGA